This is a messenger RNA of Durotheca rogersii, 3294 nucleotides long. Its product is annotated as DHS-like NAD/FAD-binding domain-containing protein. Gene Ontology annotation, molecular function: NAD+ binding. The transcript has 2 exons. The coding region runs from base 241 to 3174 and encodes 977 amino acids. The record is from RefSeq and is a predicted model, not a curated record. NCBI's taxonomy places the organism in Eukaryota, Fungi, Ascomycota, Sordariomycetes, Xylariales, Xylariaceae.
CUUUGUCCCCUGGGAUCGUGCCCGGAACCCACACGCACCUCGCCAUCGUUACGACACGAUGCCCACGCGCGCUCCUUGAACCGUAUACGAUUCCCUCCCAUCGCUGGACUUGACCUCUUCGGCUUCUGAUAUUUGUGCGGGCUCAGCCUUGCUAAAGCGCUGCGCCGAGGAGGGGCGGGACGGGAUAGCUGGGAAGACAUCUCCGUCCCUGUCCCGCACGCAGCCAGCUCACUUGUCGAUAUGCCGACACUCCAGGUCAAACCGGCCUCUUCGGAGCUCCUCCAGCAUGUGGCCGACUCUCUCGGCAAGGCAAAGAAGGUUGUCAUCAUCACCGGUGCCGGCAUAAGCACCAAUUCAGGCAUUCCGGACUUCCGUUCCGAAAAUGGGCUUUACUCACUGAUCCAGGCCCAGUUUGAAAGGGCCGAGGCGGGUUGUCACAAAGAAACCGAGGGGCAGGCCGUAGGUUUUGCCAUAAGCGGCCGCCCGGUAAAGAGAAGAAGGAUAUCUUAUGCAAGUGAAAAGUCCUCGACAGGACAGGAGCCCACUUCUAAAGCAACACCCUCCUCGACCGGCUCUGCUACUCGUGGCAGAACGAGCGCUCCGGUCGACCAUGCUAAUGCAGAUGUCCAAAAGCCCACCCCGCAUGCCAUAGAUGACAGUUCCGUGAGGCGAGACGCAGUGACCCCUUCUGAAGCAGCGCUUCAGAGACUUGCCCGGUCGCAGCCGGGGCUCCGACCGCCAUUGCCUCGACACAUAAUACAAGCGUUCGCACCCACGUGUGCACAAUCAUCCACCAGCGACGAGGCCUCAUUGUUAGCCUCGCAAUCUUCCCAGUCUUCGAGUGCGUCUCCCCGUACUGAGGACUCGUGCCCCUCCACCGCGAGUGGUUCUCAAGGCAUCCCGACAGGAGCAACCACCCCGAGUGCUCUUCCCGCCGAAACCUUCAGCUCAUCGCCGCUAUCAUCGCCGCCGCCCAUCCUCUUCGACCCUUUCGAGAUUACCAAUUCAUCUAUAGAUGGCAGUUUCCAAGAAAGUACUGGAAGUUCCGACAUGUCCGAUUUCGAAGAGACACAAACUUCCUUCCUCGCCUCCCAGACUUCGAAUCCCAGCAUACGCAACAUGAAGGGGCGGGAUCUAUUUGAUUCCAACAUAUGGGCUGACCCCUUAAAGACGUCUGUUUUCUACCGAUUUGCCACGACCUUGAGACAGAAGGUGAAGGAUGUGAAGCCGACGAAGACGCAUCACUUCAUUGCCCACAUUAGAGAUUCCGGAAAACUUGCGAGGGUAUAUACGCAGAAUAUCGACGAAAUCGAGAAAAAAAUCGGGCUUCGCACCGAUCUAAGGAGUGGUGCGGGCAAUCGGAGGCGGAAGUCUGCUAAACAACAAUUGAUCAGCCUUGAGAAGGACUCCAAGGAAAACUCUGAAGUGAUCACUGGUGUAGAGGACCCAGCUAACGUGGAUCCCAUACAACCCUCACAGGGGUCCGACGUCUCGGGACGAAUCCAUACUCGACCGGCCGCGACUCAAGACAAAGGUGUCGAAUGUGUGUUUCUCCAUGGCUCCCUGCAUGCCCUCCGCUGCUUUGUAUGUGGAAAGCUAUGUGACUGGGAUGAAGCAGAUCGCGAGUCUUGUACUAUGUUGGGCGAGCAGCCCGAAUGCCCGCAUUGCGCAGGGGCAACCGCAGCAAGGCAGGAGAAGGGUAAGAGAGCCCUAGGCGUUGGUAAGCUCCGCCCAGAUAUCGUCCUCUACGGAGAAGAACAUCCGCAGUCUGAUCUCAUUUCCCCUAUUGUCCAACACGACCUAUCUGCCGGCCCGGAUCUCCUCCUGAUACUGGGCACGAGCCUCAAAGUGCACGGGCUCAAGGUGAUGGUCAAGGAAUUCUCCAAGGCUGUGCAUAAGAAGGGCGGCAAAGUCGUCUUCAUCAACUUGACGAAGCCGUCCGAGAGCGUAUGGGGCGAAAUCAUAGACUACUGGAUAGAGUGGGACUGCGAUGCCUGGGUUGACGAUCUGAGGGAUCGAAAACCGCAGCUUUGGUUGUCGUCAAGCGAAGUGAUUGAGCUCGAGAGGCAGAAGCGCGAGGCUCUAGCCGAGAAGAAGAAGGAGAGCAUGUCGAAACGGCGCGAGAGUGCUAUCGAGAAGAAGCGAGACAGCCUCGAGGAAAAGCGACAGCGGAAGACCGAAGCGGACAAAUCUCGACCACCACCCAAGCAUCCCGCCGCCAUGAGGAACGACUACCAAUGCGGCGCGUAUGUUGUCUGGGAGAUAUUCCAAACCCUAGCGAAGAUCGGUGAUCGUCCGUUCGAUAAUCUGGGUUAUACGCCUCCUCGUCGGUCUCCUCCGGGCGAUCCCCCCCCUUCCGAAGCCCUUAAGCGCGACCCGCCCGUCAAGAAGAAGAAGAGAGCGAGGAAAUCAGCUCCAGCAGCUCUAGCAGUUCUUGCUGAAUUUGAGAUGCGCCCGACGUCGGUCGUUACAACGAAACCGGUGGCUAAAUACAACAGUCGGAGCCAAUACGCCAAAGCUGCACAAGAGCUGGCGCGAACGGGUAAAUCGCCGACGCCUGUGAGGUUAGCGGAGCUCAACGGCUUGGCAACGCCGAAUGGGAAGAGCCAGAUGUCGCCGUAUAACCCGCCCAGCUCUAUCACGGCCGCCGUCAAGGUUAAUCCUCGUCAGCGAAAACGGAAAACAAUCGAUGGGAUCCCAGUCGGUAGUGUCGCUUCGCUGGUUGGCAGGCCCAAGCUUCCACUGCCCGUCCCCCUCAACGUCCCGAGAGAGGCGCUCCCCCGGAGCGAGUUCGCUUUUGCGACUCCGAGCCCUCUCCCACCCCAAGGCCCGAUUUUAGCCCCGUUACACCCCGGUUGGGAGCGAUCCCCGCCGGCGAAGAUCACUCCCCUAGAGCCAAGCUUGGACAUCUCCCCACCAAGCCCCCUUGCCGACCUGCCGCCAGUGCCCCGGUCGCAGGUCUUCGCGCUCCGCCAGUCUACUCAUCCCAUGAUAUUUAGCGACCCUCUCGUCAAAUUACACUACGAGACUACCAAUUACAGAAAACCGCCUCAGGAAGCCAGUGCGGCUACCGAUGAUAAGACACCCAGUCCCUCGGACCAACUACGGCGGGAGCUAGCUCGACGGAAAGAGCUUGAGGAGGCAGAGGCGCCCGGAGGAUUGAAAGGUUCGUGAUGAGGCGUAGCCGGUUUUUUUUUUUUUUUUUGGUGAGCGCCUACUGUUUGAGCAGACUUAUUAUACCCGUUGUAGAAUAUAUGGGACGCCGAACCCCUUUUAGGCCUUUCGAAGGCAAAC